Aegilops tauschii subsp. strangulata is the source of this 1787-nucleotide messenger RNA. The record is from RefSeq and is a predicted model, not a curated record. Lineage: Eukaryota; Viridiplantae; Streptophyta; Magnoliopsida; Poales; Poaceae.
ACCGGUGAGCGAGGACGCCAUCCAACUCCCGCUGCCGGUAGUCACUAGUUGAUUCCGCUGCCGGGAUCCAUCUCUCUCCCCACAUCCUCAACCUCUCUGUGAUGUUCUUCUGCAAAUCGAUGCACACAUACUAACUGCUGAACCACUUACAUUUCUCUCAGAUCUUCGUUUUAGUGCACUUGUUGCUUCUUUGAUAUAGUCCUGUGUUUCAUGGAGUGCAGCCUGCUACUCUGUGGGCAUGCCCACGGGCAGCGGCUGCCCUCCGGCGAUGGCCAUGGCCGAAGAGCCAUUCGGGCUGAAAAAAACUGGCAGGGAACCGUUACCCCGCCCCAUCAGCCCCGAUUGCCAUCACUACUCUGCUCCCAAACCCCUCUUCUGCUUUCUCCUCCCACCCUUAAACCCCAGCCGGCCCGCCGUCGCCGUAAUGCCUCGCCUUGUUGUCUCCCCGGUACUUCGUCCAUGGCAACAAAGCAUCACGUAUCGGCCGUGAUCUUUGAUCUGGACGACACCCUCCUGGACACUGAGAGUGUAACAAGAGGCGUCUUGAACGAUUUCCUCGCGACAUAUGGGAAGUCAGCGGACGCGGAAAAGGAGGAGGGGAGGCUGGGGCAGAGUCACAGCGAGUACGCGGCUGGGAUCAUCGCAGAUUACGGGCUGCCGCUCACUCUCGAGGAGUACUCUGAGGCAAUAUUCCCCUUGAAUCUCAAAAGCUGGCAGAAGGCAAAACCACUUCCUGGGGUUAGAAGACUUCUCAAGCAUCUUCACAAGAAUGGAGUACCGCUGGCACUUGCUUCCAACUCCGAGACGAGAAUUAUCCAUCAAAAAAUACUCAAACUAGAAGAACUGAAAGACUAUUUUUCUGUGGUUCUUGGUGUUGAUCAGGUUCCUCGUGGAAAACCUUACCCUGACAUAUAUCUGGAAGCUGCAAACAGACUAGGUGUAAAUCCAUCAUCAUGCUUGGUCAUAGAAGAUUCUCUUGUUGGAAUCCGGGGUGCCAAGGCUUCUGGGGCAAAGGUAGUCGCUGUUCCAUCACUCCAAACUGAAAAGCAACAUUACUCAAUUGCCGAUCAUGUCCUCUGUUCACUGCUGGACUUCCAUCCUGAACUAUGGGGUCUUCCUCCAUUUGACGAUCGCAUUCAAGGUGCAUUGCCCAUGGAUCCAUUGUACUCAAAUGCUCACAUAGGAAAUGUGAUCUCAAACAAUAUUCAUAUGAUAGUAGCAGGUGAACAUACCUACGACUCUGUUCCUGGCCAAUUAUCAGGAAUUGUUUUUGGUUGGGCCAAGUUAGAACCACAUGGAGUAUCUACGGUGGUUGUCAGCAUUGGGUGGGACAUUUCGCCGCCGGCUGUUGGAAGAGUGAUGCACAUAUGUUUUCUUGAUCCCUGCUGCAAUGCCAAAUCAGGGGAGCCACUUGAGCUACUGUUAGUUGGUUACAUCCGGGAGCUCCAAAGCACGGGAAGUACUACAUCUCAAGCAUUGAGCAUUACUGAGGAAGACCAAAGCAUCGCGAGGGAUGCACUGAACCUCCCAGCCUUCUCCGAACUAGAGGAGCUAACGCUCUUCAGUGCGCCUGGGAAGGAAUCAUCCGAGUGAUUUGCCCUAUUCGUUCUAACGCACUGGGCGGUGCAGUGUGUUUACUGGAUGUGAUUAGAUAUAUCUAAAAUGUACACGAUCAGCUGCAAGUUAGAAGCUACAUCUCCAAGUCUUAUAAACACACGGAGUUGCUAUAGCUUAUAUGCAAUAAAAAGAUGUAAAAAAGUUUGUUCAUUUAUCAUGACGUGUAUGUG